AUGUCCCACCACCCUAGGACUGAGAAGGGCGGAGCAGCAACUGGAGUGGAUGCCAUCUGCACUUACCAUCCUGACCCCAUGGGCCGCAGGCUAAACAGAGUAGAACUGUACCAGGAACUGAAUCAGCUGACCCACGGUGUCACCUGGCUGGGCACCUACACCCUGGACAGAGACAGUCUCUACAUCAAUGGUUAUAACCAUCAGUACUGGACCCCUACCACCAGCACUCCAGUGACUUCUACAUUCUCUCCAGAAUCUUCCACAACUCUGUCCCCCAUCCUCAGCUCUACAGCACCGGUCCCUUUCCUGGUGCCGUUCACCCUCAACUUCACCAUAACCAACCUGCACUACGAACAGGACAUGCAGCGUCCAGACUCUUGGAAAUUCACCUCCACAGAGAGGAUCCUGCAGGGUCUGCUCAAACCCCUGUUCAAGAAUAGCAGUCUGGGAUCCCUCUAUUCAGGCUGCAGACUAGCCUCGCUCAGGCCUGAGAAGGAUGGGGCAGCCACCAGAGUGGAUGCCAUGUGUAUGCAUCGCCCCGACCCUGAAGGCCCUGGACUGGACAGAGAGCAGCUGUACUGGGAGCUGAGCCAGCUGACCCAUGGCAUUGCCCUGCUGGGCCACUACACCCUGGACAGGAACAGUCUCUGUGUCAAUGGUUACACACAUCAGGUCCUGACCUCCACCCCCAGCAGUGAGUAG
Messenger RNA from Odobenus rosmarus divergens (Pacific walrus), 702 nucleotides. RefSeq names its product mucin-16-like. Bases 1 to 702 code for a protein of 233 amino acids. NCBI's taxonomy places the organism in Eukaryota, Metazoa, Chordata, Mammalia, Carnivora, Odobenidae. The record is from RefSeq and is a predicted model, not a curated record. The transcript is spliced from 7 exons.